Messenger RNA from Chenopodium quinoa (quinoa), 1770 nucleotides. RefSeq lists its product as uncharacterized. The record is from RefSeq and is a predicted model, not a curated record. The transcript has 6 exons. Bases 327 to 1127 code for a protein of 266 amino acids. NCBI's taxonomy places the organism in Eukaryota, Viridiplantae, Streptophyta, Magnoliopsida, Caryophyllales, Amaranthaceae.
UUAAUAAUUUUACAAUCAUUUUUUUUCUAAAAAUUGCACUACUAUUGCAACUAACAUGGUUGUCGCUACUUUAUUUAUUUUUUUUUUAAUUUAUUAAGAAAGAAUUAAAGAAAACCCUUAGUAUAAUAAAGUUGUUGCCGCCAAAAAAAAAAAAAAGAACUAUAACUCCUUAUUGUAGUGCAGUUUAUCCCUAUUUCUCUUUACAUACUCUUCUCUUUACUGCUCUUCAUAAAAAAAUAUCAAAUUUAUAGCUAUUUUCGUGCGCUGAAUCUCUAUUGUAGUGCAAUUUACGUUCUCCACUGAUCAUCAAUUUAAGUUCUUUGGAAAUGAAAUCCUUCAUGAAAAAUUCAAAAUUUGGCCGGGGAGGUAAUCAAGGCGGUGUCCGAGCCAAUAAUCAAUCGGUUGACCAAGAAAAUCUUGUGGUCACACGACUGACACCACCACCUUCUAAUGGACAAGUACAAGUAAAUUCUAAUGCUGAUGUUGUUGUUGAGAAUGAUGUGGCACCACAAAAUUUGAAUGGAGUGGAACAAGGAAAGAUUGAGCUCUCACCAGAUGGGCUAUGGUUUGAUGACCAUACCGUUAGUGGAAAUGUCACAAAGUCUUGGAAAGCACACUACAACCACCCAUACAUGAAUUUUACUGAGGUGCCACUUAUGGUUAGGGAUCUUUGGUUCACUGAGUUUAAGCGUACAUAUACUUGGAGAACUGAGUUCGAUGCUAAGGCUAGGAGAGAAUUUGACAAAAAAGCUAGGGACCGACUUAGGGGCACAUUGAACCAAGUUUACAAAAUGCCUCUCCAUAAGGAAGUUAGUUUCAUGACUGACACUGUUCGAGCUGAAUUCAUAAAUAAGCGUAAGCAUCCUGAUUUUCUGAAACGUUCUAACCAAGCAAGAGAUAAUCGGUUAUCUGGCCAAACAUUAGAGAAGUUUGACCCUGGCCAUCGCCAAGGUAGCGUAUCUACUCCUCAAGUAGUUAAAAAAAUGGCAAAGAAAAAGGAUGGAAUUUUACCAACUGCUGCUGAAGUAUAUGAGAGCACUCAUUCUGUUUGUGUGGGCAAUGAUGAAGUUGAAUUGAUGGGUGACAAGUCUCAAAAAGUCAUGGGAGAAUAUAUGGAAAAACUUUAGGAAUAUAAGAACAAAGGAAUUGAGAUAAACCCCGAAAAAGUCUACUUGGAGGUUGUAGGUGGGCAAAAGAAAGGAAAAGUCUACGGUUUAGGGAGUGCUUCACAAAUGUAUUACAAGAGUGAUCCUACUUCUCAAUCUACUGCAUCAUCUUCCACUCCUUCCAUGAUUUCUCAAUUAAGUUCUCAAUUUGAAGAACUAAAGAAGAUGGCGGAAGAAAACCAUAACAAGGUAGAAGAAAGCCAAAAAAUAGCGGCAGAGAGCUUAAAAUGUGCUAAGGAAUUCGUCGAAAAUCAUGAGAUUGAAAAAGCUACAUGGAAGAAGGAAAAAUUAGCUAUGCAAAAAACAUUGCAGGAAAUGACAUCACUUGUAAAACAAGUUUACCGUCCUUAUAAGCCUCCUACGCCUGCAGUCACCCGCUCUCGUGAUACAACUAAGUGAUUUUUGUUUUCUUGGUGGUAAUUUUAUGAACAACUGGUCUUUUACAUUGUCAUUAAUUCUUGUUUGAAGUAGCUUUUUUUUUUAUAUGGGAGGUGACUUUUGGAACAAUUAGUCUUAUAAGUUAAAUAUUGUUUUUUAAUACAUUGAUACAAAAUUGAUUGAUAUUUUGGAUAUUUGAAUAAAAUUAACAUUUUGGUUAUUUGAA